AUGACGACGCCUGUCGAACCUGCCACCCGCAAGAGGGUGUUGAAAGUCAUCUUCAUUUCUUUGUUACUCGACUUGAUAUCAUUUACCUUCAUCCUUCCAUUAUUCCCCAAACUCCUCGAAUUCUACCGCAACGUCGAAGCUCCCCUCGACCCUUCAGCCCCACCAUCCAAGACCCUUCUCUCCAGUGUCUUGGGCUACCUGAACGCUUACAAGGCUUCCUUUGCGCGACCAAUUGACUCGCGAUAUGACAUUGUUCUGCUCGGAGGUGCCUUGGGGAGUCUCUUUUCUCUCCUCCAAGCCAUCGCCUCCCCCAUAAUCGGCCACUUCUCCGAUCGCUAUGGCCGCCGCACCGCCCUCCUCCUCAGCAUGACGGGCAACAUUCUUUCGGUGCUCCUUUGGGUCAUGGCCACCGACUUCCGCACCUUCCUCGCCUCGCGCAUCGUCGGCGGUCUCUCCGAGGGCAACGUCCAGCUGGCCACGGCCAUCGCAACCGACAUCUCGGACCCUUCCAAGCGCGGCUCGACCAUGGCCCUCAUCGGCGCUUGCUUCUCCAUCGCCUUCACUUUCGGCCCUGCGCUGGGCGCCUGGCUGAGCUCCUUCAGCACCGUGGCCGCCAACCCCUUCGCGACAGCCGCCGGCGUCUCUCUGACUCUGAUCGUCGUCGAGACUCUAUACCUCUAUUUCUGCCUGCCCGAGACAUUGCCGGCGCUGACUCAAAAGACUGAGUCCACCGGCACUCAAGUCAGCAGCACCAAAUCCGAAGAGAAGAAACCAGCAACCGCCCCAACCACCAAACCUACCGCAGUCCAGCGCACAAACUCCCACUUCCUCCUCAACUUCACCCACUUCUCCUUCCUCCUCUUCUUCUCCGGCAUGGAAUUCUCCCUCCCCUUCAUGACCUACGACCUCUUUGCCUACGAUUCCGCCAAGAACGGUCGUCUCCUCGGUUUUGUCGGUCUCAUUGCCUCCCUCCUCCAAGGCGGCGUCACGCGUCGCCUGCCCCCUCUGCUGUCUGUGAGGAUCGGCGUCAUCGCUUGUCUCUUGGCUUUCAUCAUGCUGGGCCGUAUCACGUCCGUUCUUGGCCUCUACGGGGCAGCUGCCCUGCUCGCUACCACCUCGGCGACGGUGGUCACGGGUCUGAAUGCCCUCAGCAGCUUUGAGUCGCACGAGGGCGAGCGCGGUGGAAAGUUGGGCAUGUUGAGGAGCUGGGGACAGCUGGGUAGGGGACUGGGGCCGGUGUUGUUUACGAGUAUUUAUUGGUGGGCCGGGAGGGAGGUUGCCUAUGGAAUUGGCGCGUUGGGCAUGUCGUGGGUAGCGUUGUUGGUUAUGUAUGCACUUAAGACGCCGCCGGGGUCGGAGAGAGUGAGGAAGGAGAGUCAAGUAGCGGAGCAGGAGAAGAAGGAGUUGUAGAUUUGAAUGUUUUUUUUCCUUUUGUAGUAUAGAGUUUGAAUAGGAUGGGGGAGGGUCAAAAGGAUGCACAUAAAAUGUCCAGAAUUGGGAUACAUAAGUUUGGAUACUGUAUGAUUACUGAACAGUUUUGUGUUGUUGUAUCAAUGUUGAGCAUCGUCUAUGAAGCAUAACUUUCACUUUAUUU
Messenger RNA from Neurospora tetrasperma FGSC 2508, 1594 nucleotides. RefSeq lists its product as uncharacterized. Gene Ontology annotation, cellular component: brush border membrane. The coding region runs from base 1 to 1410 and encodes 469 amino acids. NCBI's taxonomy places the organism in Eukaryota, Fungi, Ascomycota, Sordariomycetes, Sordariales, Sordariaceae. Gene Ontology annotation, molecular function: transmembrane transporter activity. Gene Ontology annotation, biological process: transmembrane transport. The record is from RefSeq and is a predicted model, not a curated record. The transcript is spliced from 3 exons.